Trichomycterus rosablanca is the source of this 3450-nucleotide messenger RNA. RefSeq names its product transporter associated with antigen processing, subunit type t, teleost specific (gene tap2t). Bases 553 to 2733 code for a protein of 726 amino acids. Gene Ontology annotation, molecular function: ABC-type oligopeptide transporter activity; ATP binding; ATP hydrolysis activity. NCBI's taxonomy places the organism in Eukaryota, Metazoa, Chordata, Actinopteri, Siluriformes, Trichomycteridae. Gene Ontology annotation, cellular component: mitochondrial inner membrane. The record is from RefSeq and is a predicted model, not a curated record. Gene Ontology annotation, biological process: oligopeptide export from mitochondrion. The transcript is spliced from 12 exons.
AUGUGUUCGCACUACACUAAUGAAAGUGAAAGUAACACUGGAGAAACCUGCAAACGGAACAGAAAGACUCAACGCAUUGCCGUUGCUCUGCACACAAAAGCAAAGUCUGUAAAUACAUAAAGAAAACCUUGGCUUUAAGAAACACCAGUGGCCUGCACAGAGCUUUGACCUCAGCAUCACUGAACAGCUUUGGAAUUAACCGGAACAUCAAUGAUGCUUUCUUGACCAACAUCAUUGCCCAAUUAGUCAAAUGUUCUUUUGACUAAAUGGGCACAAAUCCUCACAGAUACUGUAUUUUAAAGUCUUGUAAGAAGGCUUCUCAGAAGAUUGACUUUAGUUAUAGCUGAAAAGAUUGCAUACUUUAAUAGGUCAAACUUUGUUUUUAGGAUGGGAUGUUUAAUCUUCUGAUCAUGUGUCCAAAUAUUUGUCCACAUAGAGUUUAUGGUUGGUGAAGUUAAAAAAGGCCAGUAAUUAUAAGUAUGUUGUAUCUAAUACAUUGGUAACAAAGUGUGCAUUACUGCAUUUGCUUUCAGAUAAGUAAAGUGUUCUACAAUGGCUGAGUUAAGUAAAGGUACACUUUGGACCACAUAUGGAGUUCUCCUCUUCUUGGACCUGCUUCUCUGGAUUUUACUAUGGAUUGCACUUUUGAUCUCUGAAAGCACUUUUCUUGUCAGUCUGUCAUCGCUGUGGAUUUUCAGGGCUCUGAGCUGGGCCAUGUUUCAUAAAAUCAGUUCAUUAAUCCUGGACAAGCAUUUAAAGCAACUGAUAAGACGCUGGGUAGCACUGUUGUGUUUUUUGCCUCCUGUGUUUGAUACCACACAAACAGUUCUUUUUAAAGCCAUCUGUGGCUUUAGUCCUGUACCUGUACCCUCCAUGGUGCUCCUGAAUGCAAUGACUGCCACUUUGAUUCAUGCGCUGUGGGAACUGGCAUUUCCUUAUAGUGGUUCAGCUAAAAGUGAUCCAAAGAAGAAGAAAAAGAAAGAGCAAGAGGCCAAAGCACUCCUAAUGAGAGUGAUACACUACUCAAGACCAGACUUUCCUCACCUAGGGGCUGCCUUUUUCUUCCUCACCCUGGCAGCAUUAUUUGAAUCCUGUAUCCCAUACUACACUGGGAAAAUCAUUGAUGGUUUAAGUGAAAAUUACCAGUACAACAAGUUCAUGUGGGUCAUUGGAUGCAUGGCAUUUUACUCUUUUGGAAGCUCUAUGUUUACUGGCUUGCGAGGAGGAAUGUUCAUGUGCAGUCUAAGCAGAUUAAAUAAGAGAGUUAGACAUAUGCUGUUCCAGAAUCUGAUGAAACAGGAAAUCAACUUCUUUGAAGACAAUAAACCAGGAAGCCUGACUUCGCGAUUGAACUCAGAUACAGAUAAGAUGGGCCGCUCUAUAGCCAUGAACAUGAAUGUGUUUGUGCGCAGUCUGGUUAAGUCAUGUGGCAUGUUUGUGCCAAUGGUGAGCUUGUCCUGGCAGCUUACACUUCUCACAUGUGUGGAGAUGCCUCUUCUUGCUGUAUUGCAGAACUUUUACAGCAACUAUUACCAGAAAACAUCUAGGGAGCUGCAGGACUGCAUGGCCGAGAUUGAGCAGCUGGCAACUUCUACAAUUGGCUCUAUAAAGACAGUGCGGAGCCUCAGGGCUGAGGCUCAGGAGCUAAAGAGGUAUCAGGAGGCUCUGGAUCGAAAGCUCCAUGUUCUAAAACGCAAAGGCUUUUACAGUGCAGUCCACCUCAUUCUGCGCAGGAUGCUAACGUUGAGUUUGAGGGUGGCAAUGCUUUUUCUUGGCCGACGUCUCAUCAUCUUAGGUCAGUUAACCAGUGGAGGCCUACUGGCUUUUCUGCUCUAUCAAAGAGACAUGGUGACCAACAUGAGGCAAUUUGUCUACAUCUAUGGAGACAUUCUGAACACAGUGUGGUCAGCAGAGAAGGUGUUUCAGCUGCUAGACAGACAACCAAAGGUGCGGGAAGCAGGUGACGUGGUGCCUGAGAAACUGCAGGGAAAAAUCAAUUUUGAUAAAGUUACGUUCUCCUACCCAUCACGUCCUGAACGGAAAGCACUUCAGUCUUUGAGUGUGGAGCUGAGACCGGGCAAGAUGACAGCAUUAGUGGGACCUUCUGGUGGAGGCAAGACAUCUUGUGUCAGUCUGCUGCAGAGGUUUUAUGAGCCUCAGGAGGGUGAGAUACUGUUGGAUGGUGUACCAGUUCAUGAAUACCAGCACCAGUACCUGCACAGACAGAUGGCAGCUGUGUCCCAAAAUCCAGUGCUGUUCUCUGGCUCUGUAAGAGACAACAUUGCAUAUGGACUACAUGAUUGCACCUUAGAGAGAGUGAAGGAGGCAGCCAAGAAAGCCAAUGCCCAUGAUUUUAUUUCCAGCCUGGAUCAAGGCUACGACACAGAUGUUGGAGAGAGCGGUGGGCAACUGUCUGCAGGACAAAAGCAGUGUAUUGCUAUAGCCAGAGCUUUGAUCCGUAAUCCAAAAAUCCUCAUUCUAGAUGAAGCUACCAGUUGCUUGGACAUCAGCACCCAGCAUAUGGUUCAGAAGGUCCUGUCUUAUUUAGACGGUCAUACGGUUCUGGUGGUGGCUCAUCGUCUGCAGACUAUAGAGAAAGCCGAUCACAUCAUCUACGUGGAAGGUGGGAUGGUUGUGGAGCAAGGAACACAUGAGCAGCUGAUGGUUGAAAAAGGACGGUAUUACCAGCUUAGAGAGAAACUGUUUACACUCCAUUCAGAGCAGCAACUUUAAACAUAAUACUAAAUCAGUCCAUGGACUUUUAAAAAAUGUCAGAUUAACUAUACACAGAAGCAUUUACAUUAUAUUGGUAAAAUGUAAAAAAAGUGUAAAAUGAAGUAUUUGUAUUACACAUCUCCUUCAUUCACAUGUCACUAUGUGAAUCUGCUACUCUAAACUGUAUCUUCAUGUUAGUUUGAAUAAUUAAGUGUUUAAAUAUCUGCAAUGAACUGACACCCUGUCCUGGUGCUCCAGUUUUACGCAGUGUUCUUAGAAUUAGAUCUGGACCUUAACCAUUGCUAGCAUAAAGUGCUGAAAUAACGUCAAUGAAUUAAUGAUGUAAUUUGUGGGUAUAUUAAUUGUGCCAAGGAUCCAGUGGUGGUUUUACCAUUCGGGAAGCUUGCAUUUAAUAUUAGAAGAGUAAAGAUGAGAGCCUGAUGAUGAUAUAUAAAGUUGAAAUGUAUAUAUUUGUAAAUAAUACUCCAGGUGCAUUUCAUUUUUUGUUAUUCAAAGUAAAAGCAAAGUUAUCACCUUUUUUUGACACAACAAUGAGGUCAUUUUACUUAUUUAAAAUAUUGGUUACCAAACUUGUGUUUUUGUAUCUCCUCAGCAGCAGCAGAGAAUUAAAAUUAUAACAUAUUGUAAUAUAAUCAUAGAGAGAGAAGCAGCAUCUUUUAGUCAUUUAAUUUUUGAAAUACCAAGAUUUCCAUUGAAUACUUGUCUCUUGCUAGU